Messenger RNA from Andrographis paniculata, 649 nucleotides. RefSeq lists its product as uncharacterized. The transcript is spliced from 3 exons. Bases 48 to 425 code for a protein of 125 amino acids. The record is from RefSeq and is a predicted model, not a curated record. Lineage: Eukaryota; Viridiplantae; Streptophyta; Magnoliopsida; Lamiales; Acanthaceae. Gene Ontology annotation, biological process: lysosome localization. Gene Ontology annotation, cellular component: BORC complex.
UCUUCAAAUUAAAAUCGCCCGGAGAUGAAGGGAGGAGGUUUGUAAAGAUGGCGGAUCCGGAGGAGCCAGCCGAGUUGAUUCGAUUGGCGUCUGGAGAGAUUUCCAAGGAUUUUAAGGCUUUGGUUGCUUGCAGGGAUUUGGAUUCAAUCAGGCAAUUGCAAAACCUCACAUUGGGGAGACUUCAGGACAGCAAUGCAAUGUUAUCUCAAUUUAACGUGUUUUCGGAGAAUCGCUUUGUUGAGGUGUCCGAUGAAUUUUCGAAGAACACGCGCCUCUUGCGAUCCAUGAAAUCGGACCUUGAUUACGUCUAUCAGAAGCUCAGGGGCAUGAAGGCAAAGAUUAUGCAAAUCCAUCCAGAUGCUUUUCCUGAUGAUUCAACAAUCGAAGCACUUGAUCAAAGACCAAACCUGGAGUUGCCUAGGUGACGUUGGUCCUCUGUGUUCUAUAGUGAGGACUAAUUCGUUCUUCGUGAAGUUUCUGCAUUAUUAAUCUAUGAUGAUGCCGGCAUCGUUGGAUCGUCUACGUAAAUGGCCAUUGCUUGUCCGUUUUGUUGUUUAUCAUAUGGUCGAUUGGCAUUUGCAAUUCUUUCUAACUAGCUUAAGAUUGUACUGAUCAGUGCCUGUCUGUUAAUAAAUUUGAUGUUAUGAUA